GUAAGGAGGGCACUUGGGCGGAGAGGGACGCAAAGCAUCGCGCCUGAGAGUUCAUCGCAGUCUGAAGCUUUGCAUUACAUGUACGCACUCCGCACAACUCACUCCAGUGUACAGGCUCGCGCAAACUUUCCCGCCGUUGAGAAUGGCAGAGCAGUCGAACAGCGAUGGAGAGGAGAGGAGCGCACCCAUGAGGGGCUUUGCCCGACAAGGUGCCCUGAGACAGAAGAACGUUCACGAAGUUAAGAACCACAAGUUUAUCGCUCGCUUCUUCAAGCAGCCUACUUUCUGCAGCCACUGCACGGACUUUAUCUGGGGUUUUGGGAAACAAGGAUUUCAGUGUCAAGUCUGCUGCUUUGUGGUGCACAAGCGUUGCCAUGAAUUCGUCACCUUCUCCUGCCCUGGAGCAGAUAAGGGUCCUGCAUCAGAUGACCCGCGCAGUAAGCACAAGUUCAAGGUCCACACGUACUCCAGCCCCACCUUCUGUGACCACUGCGGCUCUCUGCUGUACGGACUCAUCCACCAGGGCAUGAGAUGUGACCACUGCAUGAUGAACAUCCAUAAGCGCUGUGUGGCCAACGUGCCGAGUCUGUGUGGGACUGACCACACUGAGAGGAGGGGCCGCAUCCAAAUCACUGCAGAGAUCAAGAACAAUGUGCUCACCGUCAGCAUUAAAGAAGCGAAGAACCUUGUGCCCAUGGACCCCAAUGGCCUCUCUGACCCCUACGUCAAACUAAAACUCAUCCCUGACCCUAAGAGCGAGAGCAAACAGAAGACCAAGACCAUCAAGUGCUGCCUGAAUCCCACGUGGAACGAGACCUUUACAUUUAAUCUGAAGGAGUCUGACAAGGACCGCAGGCUGUCUGUGGAGAUCUGGGACUGGGACUUGACCAGCCGGAACGACUUUAUGGGCUCUCUGUCUUUCGGCAUCUCGGAGCUUCAGAAGCAAGGAGUGAACGGAUGGUUUAAGCUGCUCAGUCAGGAAGAGGGCGAGUACUUCAACGUCCCUGUCCCACCCGAAGGUGAAGAAGGCAAUGAGGAACUCCGGCAGAAGUUUGAGAGAGCUAAAAUUGGUCCCAGCAAAACAGACGGCUCUUCCUCCAACGCCAUCUCCAAAUUCGACAGCAAUGGCAACCGGGACCGCAUGAAACUGUCCGACUUCAAUUUUCUCAUGGUGUUGGGCAAGGGUAGCUUUGGAAAGGUGAUGUUGGCAGAGAGAAAGGGAGGUGAUGAGCUGUUUGCCAUAAAGAUCCUGAAGAAGGACGUGGUGAUCCAGGAUGAUGAUGUUGAAUGCACUAUGGUGGAGAAGAGAGUGUUGGCCUUGGCAGGAAAACCACCAUUUCUCACUCAACUGCACUCCUGCUUUCAGACCAUGGACCGCCUGUACUUUGUCAUGGAAUACAUCAGUGGUGGGGAUCUCAUGUAUCAUAUCCAGCAGGUCGGCAAGUUUAAGGAACCCCACGCUGUGUUUUAUGCUGCAGAAAUCGCCAUAGGCCUGUUCUUCCUGCAUGUGAAGGGUAUUAUAUACAGAGAUCUAAAGUUGGAUAAUGUCAUGUUGGACAUGGAGGGUCAUAUCAAAAUUGCUGACUUUGGCAUGUGCAAGGAGAAUAUGUUGGAUGGAGUCACCACCAAGACCUUCUGUGGGACACCUGACUACAUUGCCCCUGAGAUCAUCGCUUACCAGCCUUAUGGAAAGUCAGUGGACUGGUGGGCUUUUGGAGUUCUGCUCUAUGAGAUGCUGGCUGGGCAGCCCCCAUUUGAUGGUGAGGAUGAGGAUGAACUGUUUCAGUCCAUUAUGGAGCACCAUGUGUCCUAUCCCAAAUCCAUGUCCAAGGAAGCUGUGGCCAUCUGCAAAGGGCUAAUGACCAAACACCCAGGUAAGCGUCUGGGCUGCGGUCCUGAGGGCGAGCGAGACAUCAGGGAACAUGGCUUUUUCCGUUACAUGGAUUGGGAGAAGCUGGAGAACAAGGAAGUUCAGCCACCAUUUAAACCAAAAGCCUGUGGCCGGGAUGCAGAGAACUUUGACCGCUUUUUCACCCGCCAUCCACCGGUUCUCACCCCUCCAGACCAGGAGGUCAUCAUGAACCUCGACCAAGACGAGUUCGAGGGCUUUUCCUUCAUAAACCCCGAAUACCCUGCCAUGGAAGCCCAGAGUUAAGGGCGACCUCCUAAAACUAACCCAACCCUCCAUCAAAACCCCCUCUUCAUCAAACCUCCAAACGUUUAUGUAUCAUACACUCGGUAAAAAACGGCCACGUGUAUGUAUAUAAACAGCCAUGCACUGAAACUAAACCAUAUACAUAUGCAUGCGAAAUUUCGAUAUUCGUAGACUAGCCUGAAGGACGCUGCAGCUUUUCACGACAUCCCAUUGAGUGUAUCCAUGCUGGAGGAACGUUCGAAUCUAAAGGCUGUCUCUUUAUACUAUUAUUCCUGAAUGCGGUGUGUAUUGCAUAGCUCUUUUCUAAACUAUCCUGAGAUGUGUGUGUGUUUCGAACACCAUCGGUGUUCAGAAUCAGCCAUUUGCACUGAAGGUGCAUGAAUUGCAUACAAGAUGCAUAAUGGCUACCCUCGCUCUUCUUAUCCAGCCUGUGACAGUGAUAUUCUGCUGAUUUUAUAAUCAAACCUUUUUGCCUGUUUCAAAACGAAUGCAAACUCAAAAGGUUUUUGCAUGACGGUUAGCCCUAGUAUAGUUAGCCCUAUCGUGAACCCUAGUCUUGUUUUCAUCUCUGACUUGCAUUGUACAGACAAGUAGAUAACAGAAAUUGACCAAAGUUUUUCUCUUUUUUUUUUUUUGGAAGCAUGAGUAAAUAAGACUUUUUUAGGAUGCCUGUAUCCUGUUUGUGUGUAUGUAUGGGCCAGUAGAGCUUAAUGGAUGUGCCUGAUUGUGGUAGUGAUCUGCUUAUUUUGCCUGAUCAUCUCACACCAUCAGCAAACACUCACCCAUGUACAGGAAGCAUGACUCCUGUGAUGGUUCCCGUUGGCUCUUCCUUGUUUAACACUUGACUUCUGCUUAAAGGUCAGCCGGAUUUUAUCGAGAGGUAUUUGACAGGCACAUUAAAUAUCAACUACCUCCUGCUUGAGACAAUUACAGAUUGAGACAGGACGUGAGAACGAGUGCUAAUAUCAGAAACGUGCUAGCGCUGUAGCCAAUAACCUUUAAAAGACCCGUCGGCCAUAUAUUACUGACCCCUAUGUUAGAUAUGCAUGUACAAAUAGAACCAUCAUUGGGGUUUACGAUGACAAAGAGAUGACCCAUGGGUAAUAUCUUAAAAUUACACCCUGGAUUUCAUUGAAGAGCUUGUGAAUGAGCAAAUUAGUCUAGUUGGGAUGCAUUGAUACAGCUUCACUUCGCUUGAAUGAUUCCAUCUCGAAGCUCGUCAAUAGAGACCCGCCACAUUAUAUUGAAACCCUGAAAGAAUACCGCAACGUUUGUGUGGAACAAGCAUCAAAGGCGGCGAGAAGAACAGGAUAUAAAGCUGACGAAUAAUUUGCAACGCAAUUAGACGGUGUAGCUUUGGAAAUAAAACAUUUCAAGCGUGUAAACAUUGCUCAUAAGCACAACCGUUGUUGUGUUAAUGGAUCCAACACAGGCUGGUCAGUGCUUUAAUACGGUGUCCUAAUUUAGCACGCUGACGACUCGGAUACGACAGUCGGUCUAGAAACGCGAGCACUGUUCGUGUCAGCAGCGAAGUCCCUGUGUGGAACAGAUACCGUAUCACUAAAUGGAACUGGAAAGGCCACAAGAGCCACACAUCCACAGAAUCGGGUCAGAUCCUCUCAGACAUCAGAGUUCCCUGAGCGCUUAUCCGUGCUGACUAGCGGCCAGUGGCUUUUAUUGGAAACCGCUGGGGCUUCAUAUCAUAUCUUCAUCAUGGGAUUUCAGGGAAGGGAUAACCUCUCUAAAAUGGCUUCUCACAUGAGAAGGUUUUCAGAUAUGUCGUAGAAAAUUGCGGGAUAGGAAAACAAAGGACAUGUUAUGGAAUGUCAUUUCUGCCAAAAACAAAAUAUAGCGAGGAGUUUUUUUUAAGUGUCUUAAAAUAAUAUAAGCAAAUAAAAUGUGUCAAAUGUUCUUAAAUGUUAUGAAUUCUAUGUGGUCAGUAUUGUAGAUAAAAAUAAACAAAAAAAGGCAAUUCUUUGUGUUUUCUACACCACAAAAUGUGCAUAGAAGCUUUCUGCAUGAAUUACAACGAACUACCCCUAGUGUUUUAGCGAGUGCUCUUGACCUUUCUGUGUGCUUUGCUUCAUACAUCCUCAGUGCUUUUCUUGUGCCAAAGUAUUUUCCACAAAAAAACCACAAGUAUGCAUUUAAAUAAAACUGAAACCUCAAUAGCC
Molecule: messenger RNA, 4329 nt
Organism: Labeo rohita (rohu)
Lineage: Eukaryota; Metazoa; Chordata; Actinopteri; Cypriniformes; Cyprinidae
Gene: prkcbb
Product: protein kinase C, beta b
Exons: 17
Coding region: 143-2155 (670 amino acids)
Biological process (GO): protein phosphorylation
Molecular function (GO): ATP binding; zinc ion binding; diacylglycerol-dependent serine/threonine kinase activity
Source: RefSeq, a predicted model, not a curated record